Molecule: messenger RNA, 1819 nt
Organism: Ectocarpus sp. CCAP 1310/34
Lineage: Eukaryota; Phaeophyceae; Ectocarpales; Ectocarpaceae
Source: the annotation of a GenBank genome assembly
GGUGCUUCCCCGUUUUCGGUAGGAAAUUCCACGCCGACCAUUGACAAUAAUUCGUUCCAUGCCUCCACCGGCCAUGUAAAUGAACUUUUGAUGCAUGAAACGGCCAAGCAGCAGGGCGUACGACUGGUGAGGGAGAUGCAGCCAUGUGUAGGCUGCGUGGAGGCGAAGGGCAGGCGGGCACCGGUGCCGCGGCAUGGCACCCGCUCGGCGGUACCGUUCGGCAAAGUCCACAUUGACCUCACGGACCCGCUCUCUGACGCGCUGGACGGCUCCCGGUACCUGAUCAUGUUCGUGGACAUCGCAUCGCGGUGGCAACGGGGGUACGGGAUGCGGGCCAAGAGCGACACCCUGAAGUUCGUGCAGCGGUUCCUCGCCGGCAUGAACUGCAUGGGCACUCCAGGGUGUUUCCGCAUGGACAACGGCGACGAGUUCGCCGGCUCCGCCUUCACCUCGUUCUGCGACGCUGCUGACAUUCGGCGCGAGUACACCUCGCCCGACACCCCCAAGCAAAACACGGUGGUUGAGAGCGCCAUAUGGCGCGCCAUGAAGGGGGGCCACGCCGCGCGCCGCCACAUCCUCGCCAUGGGCCACGUCGACCUCUCCUCCAUCCCCAACGUCGGCGUCAACGGACAUCGCCUGUGGCUCGCGUCGGCGCUGUGGGCAUUCGCCUGCUUCAACCGCUCCGCGACGAAGGCCAACCUGGGCUGGAUGUCGCCGUUUGAGGCGUUCUUCGGCCGGAAGCCGCCCCUCACCGUCGUCCCUUUUUUCCAGGAGGGGAUGAUGCGCGUGAAGCGGGCCACGAAGGCGGACGUCCAAUCCGCGCGGUGCUUCUACCUGCACGGCGCCAACAACCACUCAACGUCUACCGCCGUCGUUCUGCGCGCUGACACCGGCUGCCUCGCCCUCACCAACAACGUGUGGGUCAACCGCCGGGCAGGGGCGCCGGCGCCGGUGCCGGACAUCGGGGGGGUUUCUUCGGUCACCGCGGCGCCCUCGCCGGCCACCGCCGUACCACCGCUCUCCACCACCGUCUUGGUCUGUUAGCGAUGAUGGACAAGGACUCCCUCAUCUCGUCGCUCGCCACUAUUUGUUCAUGACGGGUUUGCCGGCUUCUUCACGUUGCCGUCCAUGUGGGCCAAUCGGAGGGAGCUCGCCUNUCUACCGUCUUGGUCUGUUAGCGAUGAUGGACAAGGACUCCCUCAUCUCGUCGCUCGCCACUAUUUGUUCAUGACGGGUUUGCCGGCUUCUUCACGUUGCCGUCCAUGUGGGNUUCAUACGAUGUAUCAGUAUGUAAAUAACGUAUAAUGCGACAAGCACUGUCGCUGGGACACCCACAUUCUCGACGCCAGCACGAGAUCCUUUACUCCUGCUUGAGCGAUGAACAAAGUUCAACACAAGACGCUCACAUACAUGACCGCUGUUGCUUUGCUCUUGAAACCACGGCGAUGAAGCUCGCUUUCGGAUUUGCUCAGAAUCGAGUCCCACCCUGCAUCUCCAUCACCUACCUCAAGGAACGUGAAGCCAUUCUCGAGAUAUAUCGGAUUAUGGUUUGCCAUUUCAUCGCCUUCUUCUUCUGCCGUGGAAAAGGGGAGCAUGUCAUGUUUGUGCGCGGCCCGCAUGCACAAGAAAACGCGCGGCAGAAUGAGCCAUCGCGAGACAUGAUGACCGCCGUGAACUCCUUCAGCUUACAACCGACCGUGGUGAUGCGAUCUCCAGGGUUGUCUGUUGACAUCCGGGCCUACCCAUUCACCCACUCUUGUCUUGUGCCUGACGUUGUUGUGACCACACUGCGCAAUGUCAAACGCUACGUCACGAUGGG